UGUUACAGAAAAAUGCAUUCUGAAUGGUAACUACUGCUUGCUGAACUGAACUACAAAGAUCUCAUGCUUUGGAGAUGAAGAUGAUAAAUACAAAGAAAUAAUCCAGCUGCUGCUAUUGUAAUUACUAAAAGGUCUUUUGUGUCAAAAUGAACAGUCUUUGAGAAAAAUCUGGAGAGCAGCUAAUUAAAAAAAAAAAUGGGAGAAAGAGUAAGAAGCCCAGAUUCUGAACAAGACAGAAAAUCAGAUGGGGAUAGAAAUAGUGACUCCUAUUAUUCGGAUGAAGAUAAUGUAUCUCACUCAUCUGGCCAGUCACCCACACUAAGCUAUCCGUCUACAAGCCAAGAAAAGAGAGAUCACAAAACACAAACUUCAGACAGUCUUGUGCACUACCAAGCCACAAAGAAAUUGGGUUCCAAAUAUGCACCAAGCAAAAGAGGGACACGGUGGGGUUUCCGUUCUCAGAGCCUCACUAGGGAUUCUCCUGCGAAGGAUAUAGAUCUCGUUACAAAAAGAGUUCUUUCUGCUAGGCUGCUGAAAAUCAAUGAGCUCCGAAAUGAACUGACUGAACUCCACAUCAAACUAGAUGAGCUGCAGAAGGAAAACAGGGCGCUGAAGAGGCUUCAGCACAGGCAGGAGAAAGCCUUGAAUAAGUUCGAAGAUACAGAAAACGAAAUCUCUCAGCUCCUUGCUCGACACAACAAUGAGAUUAGAAUACUGAGGGAGCGCCUACGAAAAUCUCAAGAGAGAGAACGUGCCACUGAGAGAAGGCUGAAAGAUUCAGAAGACGAACUGUACAGAACAAAAACUGUCUUGCAGAAACUGAAAAAGCUGUCUGCAGAUAAGCACCUUGCCGAAAGAGAUGACCUGGCAAAGAAACUAGCCUAUGCAGAGAGCAGACUUGAGGACAGUGAAAAAAGAAUUAAGGAUCUGGAAAAAAAUCUUGAAUUAAGUGGUAGCAGUUUUCAACGAGAGUUACAGUCAAAGAAAAAAAAGGUGCAUGAAGCUCAAGAAGAAAACAGAGUUCUCCAAGAAGAGCUUCAACAACUUAGUCAGAAACUGAAGGAAAAAGAAAGAGAACUUGAAGCAAAAAAUAUAUAUGCUAAUCGUAUGUUGAAGCUAUCACCAAGAAAGGACAUGGAUAUUCUACAAAGAAAGAAAGCCAACAACCAAAAUAUUAAAAAAGGAGCACAGCUCACAAAAGGAGUACAGACCAGUGGAUACUUCUCACCAGUAGAAUUUCCUCCAGAAUCAGAACUUGUUUGUGGUGACACAAUAAAUAAGAAAGAAGGGAUUCUUCCCAGAAUAGAAAAAGAUCCUCAAGACCUUGAAUGGAAAGAACAAGGAGACCUCCUAAGACAAGACCAAGACAGGGAAAGGGAAGAGAAACUGAAACGUGCUCAGGAAAUACAGUCUUUAGAGGAGAGAUUUCAGAAACUACAUGACGAGUGGGAAGAAUAUGGUAAAAUGAAAAAAGAAAGCAGCUUUUUAUUGGAUAAAGAAGAUAAAAUGAAGAUGGAGACAGAAACACACAAACCUGAAAUAGAGAGAGAAAGUACUGAAAUGCUGGAAGAGCAACGAAAAAAAGAGUUUCUGCUUGCUAGAAUGUAUGAAAUUGAUAGAGAAACCCAAAAUGUAAUGAACAUGAGACUUGCUUAUCAGACACCACUCCUAAAUACAACAAGAAGAUCCGAUUCCCUGGAAAUAAAAGAGAAAAAUGAUCAAUACGUUGAAAUUCCAGGGAAGGUUAGUAAUGGCUUUGCCCGAGGAGACAGCCAGGAUGAUGCCACAAAAGUACAAGGGCAGAAGCAGAAAAAUCUAAGGACUGUAGAUUUAAGUAAAGAGUUAACAUUUGGCAGUUAUGUACCUUCCUUUGGAAAAGGAUCAGGGCGACCAAGUUGGCUUAAUCAAAAAAGUGAUUACUUAGAUGAAAAUAUCAAGGAAAACGCAGAUUUUACUAGCAAGAAGGAGAAGAAGUCCAAUUUAAUGGAACAACUCUUUGGAAGUAGUGCCAGUACUGCCUUCCAUUCUAAAAGUAAGGACAUAACACAUUUUGACGUAGACUGGGAGUCUAGUAAUACUCUUCUUGUCGAUAAAAACAGUAAAGUCAAAGUGAAAGAAGACAGUGAUCUUUUCAAUGAAGGAAGAAACCUAAACAGACACCGUCUGCAACAAACUGCACUCAAGCCAGGAGUUAAAACCCUUGGUUCUUUAGAAGAUGACAUUGAAGAAGUAAUCUUACAAUGAACCUAUUUUAUAUUUUUCAUACGUAAAUACUGAAAAAAUAUUUUCACGUGAUAUUUAUUAGAUACAGAAUUAACACAUUUCAGCUAGAGUGUAAAUCCUUCUGAAGGAAUCAUUUGCUCAAAAGGGUAUUUGUAUGGAGGAAAGAUGCACUCUGAUAGUACAGCCUCACCUAUAGGCAGGAAAGUUCUUGUCAAGGGUAAGAUCCAAAUACAGCGGUGACUGUUUUGUCAGGAAGGCAGUGAAGUUGUCCUGAGGGACUUUGCUGAUAGCUGAGUUAGCUGCUGGCUGGCCACUUCAGCCAGAGAAGAUGCUCAUGCCCCUUUUUGGGCUCCAGUCCUACGAAGCCUGUUGCCCUGGGGCACCACCAGUCUUGUGCAGGUGUGGCUCAGGGUCCCAGAGGCUCCUUAGCACCGUGCUGGUAGGGAUGCUGUGGGAAAGGAAGGACUAGCAUAGGCUGACAGCUGUCCUGGUCCUUCUGAACCAAAACUCCUAUACACUGUGGGAGGAGCUAAAGUCCCCAUAGCACAUGUAGGGAAGUGGAUGCGGAAGGCGGUGUGGGUUGCUCCUGCCAUGGGAAAAGGCAAACCCACUUGUGGGGUUGUCUUCACACAAGGACCAUGGUACACCUGGAUAUGUUUCCAGCCACCCAGUAGUUGCCCAGCUAGCUCAGUCGGUAGAACAUGAGACUCUUAAUCUCAGGAUCAUGGGCUUGAGCCCCACAUUGGGUGCCAAAAAGGACUGUAAUGGUUUUACUUGGGUGGGCAGCCAUGUUCCACCUCAGCCGCUUUCUCACUCCCAAAAUAUGACACAAAGAGCUCAAGGUUUUGAGCUCCCUUUUCCCUUUAAUUAAAUAAUCCUUAUCUCAAACCUUGAGCUCUUUGAUGUCAUAUUUUCUCCCCUUCCCUCUUUGAGGCUGUCAGACCUUCUGGUGUUAACUAGCCAAGUGGCUUCUGGUACAUUUAUGUCCCACUGUUUCCUCGUCCCAGCACCCAAUGCUCAUAACAUAGUCUUUAACAGUUCAUUGUACCUCUCAACCUUCCCAGAGGCUUGUGGGUGACAAGGGAUGUGAUACACCCACUCAAUGCCAUGCCUCUUGGCCCAGGAGGUGACAAGGUUGUUUCAGAAGUGACUCCCCUCGUCAGGCUCAUGAAGGGAUGAAAGACACGGACUCCUGAUGGCUCUUGAACAGGAGACGUUUAUCGCCCUUUUUCAUAUACUACACAUACUACAUAUACUUUCUCCGUAGCCCCUUGCGCUGUCCACGCGCCUGAAUCUGUCAUACAAUUGGUUAGAGACCCUCAGACACACGCCUCAAGCCAGCCAGCAAUUGGCCACUGCCCAAAGCUCAUCUCUAACAUUGUAGCCAAUUUACUUUAUCUCCACCUUGCUCAAGUUUUUGUUUCUACCGCUUGUUUCCUCAUUAUCUCUAAUUCAGGGACAUGUGAAACAGCGCAAAGCCACCUGCGAAUUCCUUUCCCACAGACUCAAUUCUCUCUGGUGUACCAUGUUCGCCACAGUACUUGCCUUUCCAGGCAAGUGUUUCGGUUGGUGGCAUGGUGUACUGGGUAUGUUUCCAGCAACCCAGUAGGUGUCUGGCUAGCUCAGUUGGUAGAGUAUGAGACUCUUGAUUUCAGGGUCGUGGGUUUGAGCCCCACAUUGGGUGCCAAAAAGGACUGUGGUGGUUUUACUCGGGUGGGCAGCUGAGUUCCACCUCAGACACUCUCUCAGUCCCCCUCCUCAAAGAGGAAGGGGGAGAAAAUAUGACAUGAAGAGCUCAAGGUUUGAGAUAAGGAUGAUUUAAUUAAGGGGAAAAGGGAGAGGAAAAAGAAAAAAAAAAAAAAAGGAAAGGCCGUGCGGAAGCACAGAGAGAGAAAUGCAGUUACUCUCUACUUGCUGUCAAUGAGCGAUGUUCGGCCAUGUCCGGGGAAGCAGGGCCUCACCACGUGUACCCGUUGUUCGGGAGGACAGACGCUUCCACAACGAGAGCCCUCGGACUGUUCCAGUGCCAUCUGGAUCAGUCCACGGCAAACGGUAGGGCUGUGUUUCCACCCCUGGGGCAGUCGAUUCCAAGGGUACUGGAUGCCCCCUCCAACUGUGGCCUGCAUGCUGCUGCCAGAGGGAUGGAGAAGAAUGCAUUAGCAAUAUCAAUUGUGGCGUACCACUAGAGCCUUUGACUCUAGUUCGUAUUGAAGUUCUAGCGUGUCUGGCACUGCAGCACUUCAUUCAGGCCCUGAGAGUCCACCGUUAGCCUCCACUUGCCAUUUGACUUUCGCACUGGCCAUAUAGGACUAUUAAAGGGUGAGUGAGAGUGGUCCGAUGUAGUCAAUCUGCCAGGCCUCACUGUGUUGAAAUCCAAGCCACCUCCCCCUCCUUCUUCACUGACCUUGGUGCCUGCAAGGCUUUUUCUCACUCCGCUCUCUCUCCCAGCUGCUUUUUUGCAGCAGUUUUUUUUUUCCCCUGUCUUAAAUCUGCUCUCACAGAGACGCAAACAAUAUCACUUAUUGGCCCGGCUCUGGCCAGCAGCGGGGCCCUUAUCUAACAUGGGGCAGCUUCUGAAUUCUUCUCACAGAAGCCACCCCUAUGGCUCCCUGCUACCAAAAUCUUGCCACGUAAACCCAGUACACCAUCACUCUCUUUUGAUUUUUGAGAAUUACUUGGCAUACCAUUAUAUAUCAGUAAAUUAUACUUCUGACAUUGGAGCAUUAUUAUUUAUUGCAGAAUGAGUUGGCUAAGAAGACAGCAAGAUUUUACGUGGCAGCACUGGCAUUGGGGAAAGCUACUAGAUGUGCAUCUCUGGCUAGCCAGUGUGGGAAAGAUUUUAUUACCUGUAGGCUGUUCACAGUACGCUGCUUUUAGUUUGGAAUACUUCUUUUAAGCUUCAGUUAUUUUCUUUCUCAGACAUCCAAAGAGCCUCUUAGCUGUGUCAGGAAAAUGCUUAUGUAACAUCAGUGUCAUGAAAUGGAUAGAAGGGACUUAGCUAGCACAAAGCCACAGGUAGAAGAGAAACACUCUACCCUACAACCAUGUUAUCUCAGAACAACCUCAACAGAGACACAACUAACUCAGGAGAAGCUGCUCUCUUUUCUGCAUAGGUUUUUUCUAGAUGUUACUACCAAACUUAUCCAACACUUCUCAUAUAUUCAGGUUAUAUUUAUUAUAUAAUGCCAUUUUUUGUAAUUUCUGAAUUUUCUAUGUAAAACUCCAAUCAUUACUAAGUUUUGUUUUGUUUGACAAAAUGGUUUUAUUAAAAGAGUUAAGU
Molecule: messenger RNA, 5503 nt
Organism: Cygnus olor (mute swan)
Lineage: Eukaryota; Metazoa; Chordata; Aves; Anseriformes; Anatidae
Gene: LCA5
Product: lebercilin LCA5
Exons: 7
Coding region: 196-2244 (682 amino acids)
Biological process (GO): intraciliary transport
Cellular component (GO): axoneme
Source: RefSeq, a predicted model, not a curated record